UACAUUAGUGCAAGCUCACGGAAACAGAGGAAAACAAAGGACUGCUCAGCUGCGGUAGUGUAUAAUUUGUUGAUUUCUGGAUUUGUUAGAUACUGUGUUGAACUAGCUAACUAUUGUUGUUAAGACGAAGCCUUUUUCCGUGCUAUAUAUGGUACAUUUCUGUUGUACUUAUGGAUUUGUAUGGAGGCAUAUGUUGCCUAUUGCAGAUUGUUUGUCCCUCAUACAAAUCGGUCAUCUCCUUCUUUUGCACUUUUGAGUUCAGCUAUCCCUCGAGAUGGCAGAUAAGAACUGUCUGUUAUUCUUGUUCAUAACACUCUGUACGGCCAUUACAUGUGAUGGGAGUGUAUCCCUAUCUGCUCCAGCCACUGUAAAUCUGGAGGAGAAAAGUUUAGCCAAUAUCACCAUAACGCCUAGCUCUCCUCAGAAUGUCUCAACACUCAUUAUUUUUAACUUCACCGACUCCUCUGCAAAUGUUACCUCAAUACUUCAACUGCCUCAACAGGUAGAGUUGCCUGCAAACGCCACAUCAAGCACUUUUGAGGUUCAUGCAGAACAUGUGGGUCAGGUGACAGCCUAUUUAUACAGCAACAACACUGGCAUUGCAAGCCAUAAGACCCGAAUCCGUUUCUUGGUUAUUAGAAGCAACACUGUUGAUAUCAUUACCCAAGUAAUUGGUUGGAUUUACUUCCUAGCAUGGUCUAUAUCAUUCUACCCUCAAGUAUAUGAGAACUGGAGAAGAAAAAGUGUGGUGGGGCUGAACUUUGAUUUUCUGGCACUCAACUUGACAGGAUUCAUUGCCUACAGUGUCUUCAAUGUAGGCCUCUUCUGGGUUCCGUACAUGAAGGAAGAGUUUUUGAAGAUAAAUCCAAAUGGUGUAAACCCAGUGGAUGCCAACGAUGUGUUCUUCAGUCUCCAUGCAGUUGUGCUGACUCUUGUAUAUGUCUCUCAGUGUGCCAUCUAUGAAAGAGGAGGGCAGAUGGUGUCCAAGAUUGCUAUUGGCCUUCUGGUGAUUGGUUGGACGUUUGCCCUGGUCACCCUCUUUGUUGCUGUGGCCAGUAAGAUCACCUGGCUGGAAUAUCUCUACUAUUUCUCUUACAUCAAGCUAGGUGUCACCCUCGUCAAAUACAUCCCACAGGUCUACAUGAACUACCAAAGACAAAGCACAGAGGGGUGGAGCAUAGGCAAUGUGUUGCUGGACUUCACAGGAGGCAGCUUCAGUCUCAUUCAGAUGUUCCUUCAGUCGUAUAACAACGAUGAAUGGAAGCUCAUCUUUGGGGACCCCACAAAGGCAGGACUUGGCUUGUUCUCCAUAUUCUUUGAUGUGGUGUUCAUCAUUCAGCAUUACUGUCUGUACAGACAUAAAACACAUUAUGAGCUUGUGGUUGACCAGGAAUAGGCUAAUUGUCUUUUACUGUUUACCUCUGCCAGUGAGUCCAAAUGAUUUACUGAAGGACUAAUAUAAGGGCUUUAUUCUAUGUAGUGUUCCCAGUCAUUGAAUGGGAAGCUAUUUAGACACGGGGGCCAUACUUCCUCGUCUCAAAAUGCAUCAGCCAAUUAAAAUAUUUGGUGUAGUUGCACGUGAUCAAACACUAUUGGUACUUUCAAGACAACUGGGAACUCUGGGGGUUGGGGGGAAUGAGGUUGAAUCAUGACAUCAGUGAUCAAUCUACAGGUCGGAAAGUCAAAGCUCUAGAAAGAGGCUAGAGUUCCCGACUUGGAAUUCCGAGUUUGAAGACUGCUCAAAAUAUAUUUCCCCAGUCGUAGAUAGCCCCCCAGUUCGCAGUUGUAUUGAAUGCUCGGAAGUGUCCGAUUUUCCAGGUUGCGGUUGUUUUGAACGCGGCAUUAAUGUUCCCUUCAGAUAACCUGUCAGAUUUAGGCUGCUUUCCAAACACUUAAAAGACACACCCUCAGCCCUCAAAUUAAGUGGACACUUCUGAUGACGUAUUAUUACGUCUGAUGAGUUGACACUUGCAGGGCAAGGGAAGAAUGAAUUAAUUUGAAAUGGACUGCUCUUGCCAGGAAAUGUGUCACUCGUUCAUCCCACGGUUGUGUUUUCAGUCAUCAUGGAACUGUUGCGUGUGCCUUUAUAUGCUCUACAGUCCUCCGCAGACAUUGAAUGUUAGCCUUCCUACUAUAUCCGGAAAUUACAAUGUAUAAGUGUGAUGUCAGGGAAAGUUAUAUGCGCAAGCAAACGUUUCCAAAAGCCAACCAAACAAAAACAUCAUGACUUUUAUGAUGUGUUUGAGCCGUCAUGUGCAUUAGUAUCACAAUUUCUAACUUAUUUACAUUUGUUUCUACUUACACUUGUAUGUUGACUUCUCCAUAUAAUGUUGGUUUUAAGUUUUGGCUUACUUUUCUUAGUGGAUGUACAAUCAUCGCAAAUUGAAUAUGGGGCUUUUCAAGCCCUGGAGUGAACAUAAUUGUAAACUCUAUCAAAAGCGAGGGCAGAAGGGCUUACGUUGCCAACUUCCCUUGCUUAGCUAAUCAUUUGGACCGACGACAAAGGAGGCUGCCGUGGUUCCCCCAAUUUAGAUAAAGGUUACAUUUAAAAAAUAAUAAUAAUUUAACGUGCAUAAGUGGUGGAGGGUGUUUAUUUUAUGGGUUUGAAAUGCAACCUUAGCCUUUUGCUAACUUGCAUAGCAGGCCCGCGAUCAUAUCUGGUUCAAAUGCUGUAUCGAUCAAUUAAAAUCGUUGACGUAGUUGGACCUGAUCCAACACGUUUUGAUGAAAGUGUCCUUAACAAAAGUCCAAUGACACGUUCUGAUAAUCAAAGCAACUAGAUCACGUGUGUUUGACUGACUGACUGGUCAAACACACGUGCUAACUCCAUGUAAUUGUUGCAGAUUGUGGCAAGGGUUUGAAUCUCAUGAGUUUAUUUUCCCCCUUUUGAAAUGCAGAAUUACUUUUUGUGUCAGUGUGUUGAGAAGUGUAGCCAAAACCAUGUGAAUGAAGAUUACGCAUACAUUUAAUGAGGAGUUUAUUGUUGGAGUCGCUCUUGCAGACCGACACAGGCUACUGGCACUGCUACAUAAAUAAUCGUCACUUCUAUAAACUAUAUUACAUAGAUGUUAGUGCUGUGCGAUUUUUAACCGGCAUCGGUUCAAUUAUUUGAAUUCUAUUUCUUUCCGUUUUAUUUCUGUGAACUAGAUGUAACGUUUCUAUACAGAUAUAUUAGAUCAUGCAUUUCCAACAGUCCAGUAUUCUACAUAGUUUAGUGCAGAAAACGUGGUGAUUAAUUACAAUGAGAAUAAUCCAUUGUGUGCCAGUUUAAACUUGUCUGGUCUGUCCUGAGCAAGGCAAUGGGGUGCGUUCGUAAAUUCAUUUUUGCUAUCUACACUGAUUUCAGAGCACUCUCGUUUGAGUGUGCCAGAGUGCAGAAUAACUGAUAUAAUUUACGAAUGCGCAAUACCCGUUGAAAUUGAAAGGUGUCAGUAAAGGUUGGGGGAAAAAACGCAAAUAAAUUGUUGCGAGCAGCACAGUUAGUCACUAAUGCUC
Messenger RNA from Oncorhynchus tshawytscha (Chinook salmon), 3495 nucleotides. RefSeq names its product cystinosin-like. NCBI's taxonomy places the organism in Eukaryota, Metazoa, Chordata, Actinopteri, Salmoniformes, Salmonidae. The record is from RefSeq and is a predicted model, not a curated record. Gene Ontology annotation, biological process: L-cystine transport. The coding region runs from base 275 to 1396 and encodes 373 amino acids. Gene Ontology annotation, molecular function: L-cystine transmembrane transporter activity. Gene Ontology annotation, cellular component: lysosomal membrane. The transcript has 10 exons.